Messenger RNA from Ostrinia nubilalis (European corn borer), 429 nucleotides. Its product is annotated as G-box-binding factor-like. NCBI's taxonomy places the organism in Eukaryota, Metazoa, Arthropoda, Insecta, Lepidoptera, Crambidae. The coding region runs from base 1 to 429 and encodes 142 amino acids. The record is from RefSeq and is a predicted model, not a curated record. The transcript has a single exon.
AUGGAGAACCAGGAACACCAAGUGGUCCAGGAUCUAAUGGAGAACCAGGAACACCAAGUGGUCCAGGAACACCAGGCUCACCAGGCCACCCAGGCGUACCAGGUGAACCAGGUACACAAAGUGGUCCAGGAACACCAGGAAGUCCAGGAAAUAAACCAUGCAAAGGCAAGCCAGGUUUGCCAGGAGGACCAGGAGUGCCAAGCAGCCCAGGAACACCAGGAUCAGGUGGUCAUCCAGGAACACCAGGCUCACCAGGAACACCAGGAGGACCAGAAGCACCAGGAGGCCCAGGAUCUAAUGGAGAGCCAGGAACACCAAGUGGUCCAGGAACACCAGGCUCACCAGGCCACCCAGGCGUACCAGGAGAACCAGGAACACCAAGUGGUCCAGGAACUCCAGGCUCACCAGGCUUACCAGGUGGCCCAGUAA